Molecule: messenger RNA, 1344 nt
Organism: Dichotomopilus funicola
Lineage: Eukaryota; Fungi; Ascomycota; Sordariomycetes; Sordariales; Chaetomiaceae
Exons: 1
Coding region: 1-1344 (447 amino acids)
Biological process (GO): protein folding
Cellular component (GO): nucleus; cytosol
Molecular function (GO): Hsp70 protein binding; Hsp90 protein binding
Source: RefSeq, a predicted model, not a curated record
AUGGAUCAAAUCACCAAAAACACCGAGUCACUCAGCUUAGGCGAGUCAAACAAUAAGUCAACCACAGCACCGGCCCCAACACCAGGGCCAGCCCCAGAUAUUCUCUCCAUGGUACCGGACCUCCCCCCCGGCCGUACCCUCAAUGCGGGCCUGACUCUCGACGAAACGGUGGCCGACCUCAAGAAACACCCAAUGUUCAUGACCGAGCUGGAUGGGUCCGAGGAUAAUGACGAACUGGCGGCGCUGCAGGCUCUUGCCUACGACGGCACCCCCCUGGAGAACGCGGCCAAUUUCAAGGAGCAAGGGAACGAGUGUUUCCGAGGAAAGCAUUGGGCGGAUGCAAAGGAGUUCUAUGGCAAGGGUGUCGCGGUUCUCGCCGCAGAAGAGCUACGGAGGUCGAAAGGCGGGAAGAAAAUGGUGCCUAAGGCCGUCGAUGAGGUCAAGUUCAAUCCAGAAGCGGAUAAGGAUACGAAACCGGACUUGGAGGAGGACAAACCGGAACAACCAGCACAGGAAGAUGACCUAGAGGAAGUUCCCGAAAAUCCCGAGGAGAUCAAAUCGGAACGGGCUCUGUUGGAAACGCUCUACAUCAACCGCGCAGCCUGCCAUCUCGAACUGAGCAACUACCGCUCCUGUACGCUCGACUGCGCGGCCGCCCUCCGCCUCAACCCGCGCAACAUCAAGGCUUUCUACCGUUCCGCACGUGCCCUUCUAGCCGUGAACAAGAUUACCGAGGCGGACGACGCAUGCGCACGGGGCCUCGAAAUCGACUCCUCCAACAAGCCACUGCUUGCCCUCGCGCAGGACAUCAUCAAGACGGCCGGCACCGACGCCACCAAGCGGAAACGCGAAGAAGACCGGCUCUCCGCCGAGCGCCAAAAGAAGAAGCUCCUCCAGGUGGCGCUGAAGGCGCGGGGGAUCAAGAUGCGCUCCACAGGCCGCCCACCAGAUAUGGAGGACGCCAGGGUUAUGCUGUCCCCGGAUGAACUGGAUCCAACCAGCGCACUGGUGUUUCCAACGAUAUUACUAUAUCCCUGCCAUUUUGAGAGCGACUUCAUCAAGGCGUUUAGCGAGCGGGAGAGCCUGCAGCAGCAUUUUGGUUACGUUUUCCCGCUGCCAUGGGACCGAACGGGCGAAUACAGCCCUGCGGGGGUCGACUGCUUUGUUGAGACUGGGAAUGGGCUAUUGAGGAUUGGGAACAAGGUGCCGCUGUUGAACUUGCUGAAGGACGGGGCGGUGGAAGUUGUGGAUAAUUUGUUGAAGGUGUUUGUUGUGCCAAAAGCGAGGUCAAGUGGGUGGAUAAAAGAGUACAAAGAGGACAAGGUGAAAAAGGGUGGGCAAUAA